GAAAGAGAGAGAGAGACAGAGAGAGAGAGAGAGAGAGAAUGGGAGGGAGCGUUUCCGCGCGACCGCUCCACCAGAUUGACAGCUCGUUCCCUGGGUCCUUCCCGGUGUAGCCGUUAGCUCGGUGCACUACCUGCUGUUUGACUGCUUUACCGGCGAAAAGCAAACCAGAACUGCGAUGCGAGUAUUAUAAAAGGAACCGAGUUACGCUUCACUUAGAAAUAAACAGAAGCCACACCGAAACAAGGUCAGAGGCUAAGCAAGAGAAGGAGCGAGUAACAGAAGGAACGAGAGAGAUAGAGAGAGGGGGGCCAUGGAGCAGCAGAGACAGAGAGCUCUCUCCACAUCAGGAGAAUCGCUGUACGUCGUGCUGGGAGUCGACAAGAGCGCCACGACAGAGGAUAUCAAGAAAUGUUACAGGAAACUGGCAUUGAAGUUUCACCCAGACAAGAACCCGGAUAACCCGGACGCUGCCGAAAAGUUCAAGGAAAUCAACAACGCCCAUUCCAUCCUGAGCGACGCCACAAAGAAGAACAUCUACGACAAAUAUGGCUCGCUGGGGCUCUACGUCGCAGAGCAGUUUGGAGAGGAGAACGUCAACACCUACUUUGUUCUGUCCAGCUGGUGGGCAAAGGCCUUGUUCGUCUUCUGCUGCCUGUCCACAGGCUGUUAUUGUUGCUGUUGCCUGUGUUGCUGCUGUAACUGUUGCUGCGGUAAAUGUAAACCUCGGCCGCCCAUGGACCAGGAGCCCGAGUUCUACGUCUCCCCCGAGGACCUGGAGGCCCAGAUGACAGCUGACGAGAGAGAUGGCGUUGAGCCCAUCGUGGUGCAGCCGUCCUCAGCCACAGAAAGCACAAGCGCUCCACGUCUGAUAGCCACCAAUAGCUACAGGACCGUACUGACCAUACUAGACACACUUACCACACACACACACACACACACACACACACACACACACACACACACACACCUCAGACCUUCCGGUAACCACAGAUACAGUAUCAACCAAUGAUACCACACACACAGACACACACACACCAGCAAAUACUACAUACAAUCACGGAGAGUCAGUCAGCCAGCCCAAACCUUAACCUUGAAUUCACCUUAAUUUCUAGUUAAUGUGAAGUGAGGGGAGAAGGAGGAAAAUAAAGCAGGACAAAUAAAUGCAAAACUAAAAAAACGAUUCUUUUAAUACUGGUUAGGUAGAAUGCAGGGACAGAUGAGCUCCUAGUUAGGAGACUCUCAACGUCAUGGCAGAUGCAGUCUUAAGCACAGAACAUAGAGACAUGUUUACUAAAGCAUUAGACAAUGGUUUUAUCUGUGAGAGGUAGACCCAAAAAUUGUGAUGUUUUCCAUUUCCAAAAAAAAUCAUAAGAAAGAAAAAGCGUAAAAUAGCCCAGCUUCAGCACAAAAGGAAAGUGGUAACAGAGGAAACUUUGCAAAUGAAUUCUGCUCACACAUUUUAGUCUAGAAUGCAACAUUUUGGUUAAUUAACAAAUGAGAGAGAGACAUUAAUCACUAAAGAUAUGCAAUGACUUUUAACAGUAAUGCCUUUUUCUCGUCAUUUUCGGCGGAUGCUUUGUCAACACAGGAAGCGUUUUGUUUCUGGCUUCACUUGUGCUACACAAGUGUAAAUGUGACUUAUAGUGUACAUUUGUAACACUUUAAAAUCUAGUUUCUUCCGUCCUAAAGUGAUUUGGCAACCUACACAUGAAGUCAUUCUACCCACAUCAGAACCAGAGGUUAUGAUGCGCACUGCACACGCCACAAAAAUUGCAUGCAGACAGGCAGUACUACACAAGGAUCAAUCACUUCCCCCAUCGAUCAACUUAAGACAUUUGCCAAGUGAAUAUGUACACCAGGAGAGAGCUUUUUGGACAUGUCACACAAAUGUUUUACCCCAGUUGUCUAGAACUAGAUUUUCUUUUUCACUCAAACAAAGCCACUGAAACAAGCUGUCUCCUUUUGGCCCACUGGGAAACACUUAUUGAGGCUUUUCUGGAAGUAGGUCAGUGAUCCCGUGUGUGUGUGUUCAGUGAGGAGUUUGUCCUCUACACCCUCGGGGAACAUCCUCGCAGGGGCCCCUCGUUGCUCACACAAUUAACAGGUGCUCUAAGUAAUGACAACAGCAGGCUCGGCACUUCCACAUGAUACAAGCCUACGUGAUUGCACAAUCACACACGCGGCGGUCAUCAAAUGGUACGACAAAAAAAUAUUUUGAAUGAAGUUUGAAUGCGUUUAGUCUGCAACGGGGGGGGGCAACAGCGGACUAUGGGUUAGGGUUAGGGACAAGCUGUGGCGGCCAGUCCUGUAAUUCAUCAUGCCAUUUACCUCUCUGUCUUGAACGUAAUGCCAUAGCAUCUGAUUCCCAGUCACAGCAGUAGUUAGUCACAGUACGGUUAGCUUAGGUUAGUCCUCCAUAGAGGAACUUUAGGGUUUUAGCUAGCACCAAAAGGAUGACAAUUGAGAAUAAUAAUAGCACUUUAAAUCCUCUCCCACUGUGUAUAAUAGCAAUUUACCAAACAACAGAACAUAGACUUCAACAUAGACUUGAAUAAGAGCGCUGAUCUCAGUUUUAACAUCUUCUAUUCUGGCUGUGCCCGACUCUCCCGCUAGUAUUUAAGCAGUUUUCAUUUACUAAAGCAUAAUAGAUAUUUUUUUAUCAAAUUGUCACAAAUAACGGGCAAAUGCAUAUAGAUUCCUGUCAAAUAAGGUAACACAGACUCAUUGCAUGACAUUGCGAUCAUGCUCACUGUUGUCCAAAAGGCAGGAAAACCCCUGCUGGUAUUAAGGCUACUUCAUCGUAUAUCUGCCCUGGUCCUCCUUCACCUCUUUCUCUUUUCCUCCACUUCUUCCUACUUUUCCGUUUGGAUCCACUUUCUCUUUCACAUGUGAAGGAUGGAGCGCCAGCUCUGUGUGUGUGUGUGUGUGUGUGUGUGUGUGUGUGUAUUAGUCGAGACAUUAGAACCUCUUGGUGUCAUCCGGAACAACACGUACAGUACACACUGAUUGAGCCCUUUUUUCUUUUGUUUUUAGUUUCCAAUUUGUUUUGUGAAAAAGUAAAAAGACUGUACAUGUUGCGUAAAGUUUAUGUUUAGAUUUCAUGUCACUGUAUUUUGUUGAGUUGGUCAGAAAUUGAAACACUAAGUUUGUCCUUUACCUCUUCCAUUCUAUUUGUAGAAUUUGCUUUUCAUUCUUUUUGUUUUUCUUAUUCAUGUUGUAAACGAAGGGAGGGUAUUGAUAUCCAAAGUCUUAUUUGUUCGUGUGGCAGCAGGGUUUUUUAGAUGAUAUAAUCCUAUA
Molecule: messenger RNA, 3297 nt
Organism: Etheostoma spectabile (orangethroat darter)
Lineage: Eukaryota; Metazoa; Chordata; Actinopteri; Perciformes; Percidae
Product: dnaJ homolog subfamily C member 5
Exons: 5
Coding region: 311-1009 (232 amino acids)
Biological process (GO): regulation of synaptic vesicle cycle
Cellular component (GO): membrane; presynapse; intracellular membrane-bounded organelle
Source: RefSeq, a predicted model, not a curated record